AUGUUUGCAGCUGCCACCAAGAACUUUGUCAAGCAGGUGGGCGACACCGGAAGGUUGGUCCCCGUCCCGAGUCUGAGCGAGGCCGACCGCUAUCAGCCUCUCAGUCUUGUCACCAGGAAGAGAAAGAGACGUUUCUGGAAGAAGAAGAACAAAUACGCCGCCACUGCGUUCUCCCUCAAGGACAUCCUGGUCGGGGAGAAGGAGAUCACAGCAGGUGUAUCCUCUUAUCAGCUGCUCAACUACGAGGAUAAAUCGGACGUAGCCCUCAACGGUCGCCUUGGAAACCACCUCAUCAACGACGUGGGCUUUAACGUCAGCGGCUCCGACUCGGUGGCCGUCAAAGCUUCCUUCGGUAUCGUGACCAAACACGAGGUGGAAGUGCCCACGUUGCUGCGGGAACUCAACUCCAGGAAAGUGGAGGUGGAACACUGCCUGGUCCGUCAAUGCAGGGAGAGCAGAUGGAGCGUCCUGUGUGUGGUCAUGGAGAGCAUCCGCACCACUCGCCAAUGCUCGCUGACGGUCCACGCCGGCAUGAGGGGGACCACCAUGAGGUUUCAGAUCGACGAUGGCAGGAACCCAAGAGGCCGAGAUAAGGCCAUUGUCAUCCCGGCUCACACCACCAUCGCCUUCAGCAUCUGCGAGCUCUUUGUUCGACUGGACGGGCGGCUCGAUAUCUGCGUUGCCCCGGGAUCUCGAGGGGGAUUCGAACAAGAGCAGACUGCGCCGUUUCUUGUCAGGCAUCAUCUACGGAAACCCCUUCAGAGCAGGUACAAUGACAGAAUACUGGAAGAGCUGAGUCACUCCGAUAACUUUAUGGACGACACGAUGACGGACUACUACGAGAAAGCCGCCAGCAUGACCGACGUCUCCUCGGCCUACCUGAGGCAAAGCUCCCACACGCGUGUCAACCUUCUCAAACACAAUAUCGCCAAGGGGCCGUGUGCACUAUGCGGCAUGGGCAAUCAAAAAAGGGAAACGGUCUAUGGCUGUUUGGAAUGCUCAUUUGCUGGGCAUAAAUAUGUACGGCUGCAUGUUGUGCCUUGUUUUGACCUUUGGCACAAAACUCUUAAGUGA
Molecule: messenger RNA, 1074 nt
Organism: Syngnathus typhle (broad-nosed pipefish)
Lineage: Eukaryota; Metazoa; Chordata; Actinopteri; Syngnathiformes; Syngnathidae
Gene: pjvk
Product: pejvakin
Exons: 7
Coding region: 1-1074 (357 amino acids)
Biological process (GO): programmed cell death
Cellular component (GO): cytoplasm
Source: RefSeq, a predicted model, not a curated record